Molecule: messenger RNA, 453 nt
Organism: Rotaria sordida
Lineage: Eukaryota; Metazoa; Rotifera; Eurotatoria; Philodinida; Philodinidae
Source: the annotation of a GenBank genome assembly
AUGCCACCACAAGAAAUUAGUAAAUUAUGGGUUAUGAUAAUGGAUGAGUAUCAAGAUAUUGACAACAUCGAUGCAUUCUAUGAUUAUCUAACAAAUACCUGGAUAGAUAAUGAUGCAUUAUUUGAUUAUACAUUAUGGAAUUAUUAUGAUUUUGAAAGUUUACGUACAAAUAAUAACCUUGAAGGAUGGCAUCAUAGACUUAACAAUGAUUUAAAUAAUGUUGUUCAUCCACAUUUUUACAUGUUUAUUCGUGCAAUUCAAAAUGAUUAUGCUUAUAAUUCUGCAAUAUUAUCGCGUUAUGUACAAACUGGUGCAUUACCUCCACGCAAAAAAUUAUAUGUUAAUCGAAACGCGCGAUUGAGUAAUUUAGAAGAACGUUUUAAACAACAUACAUUAAUAUUAGAUGAGUAUCUUGCUAAAGUCAUGCAAUUAAUAGGAAUAAAAAAAUAUUAG